CAUUCUGGAUCCUGACCAACAAAAACUGUGCUAAAAACUGGUCAAAAACAUACCUCAAAAACGACCUACUCUCUUGAGUUUUAGUUAUUACCAAGUCCACCAUUAUACAUGUCACAUGAUGGAGCGGUUUAACAAACAUUUCUUACAAUACUACAAACUCAUUCCUUAAAAUUACAUGCAUGAUCUCCAAGAUUUAGGGUCUCCUUAAUUCUCUCUGAUUCUGAUCUAACAUCAUGGGAAACUACAUCACACGUAUUCAAUCCUCCACCCCUACCGGAAAAGUAAUUCUCUCUGACGGUACAGUUCAUGUGUUCGACAAAUCUUUAACCGCGGCGGAGCUGAUGUUAGACCACCCACAGCAAGUGGUGGUUGAAUUCCGGCCAGAAUUGUCUGACAAACGACCAACUCCACUCCCAGCUGAUAAAUAUCUGGAAAUGAAGAAAGUUUACUUAAUGUUGCCGAUGAAAAGAGGAAAGGUUCCGUCAUUCUCAUCGGAAGAAGCUCGGAAAGUUCUUUCCGGUGCAAAUUCCGUUUUAAGAUCACGGUCUCUAUUGUCUUCAUCGCCGAGAUUUCUGCCUUUGUUUGCUAGGAUUUGUCCGGCGGGUAUUGAAGAGGGACACAAAUUUGUCAUUGACAAGAAUGAGACACGUGUCGAUGAGAGGAGUGAUUCAGAGUUACUGUUGCCGGAGAUUUUGGAGCCAGAGUAUUUGAGCCGGCAGCUUUCAGGUAAAGGGUGGAAACCCAGUUUGGAUACUAUAAAAGAGAAGAAGACAGAGAAAAAGGUUCCGCAUUGGUUAUUUAAUUUCGAAAGUUAAUUUUUAAUUUGUUGGAGUUUUUAGUUUUGUUGUUGUUAAGUUGUAUUUGUCCAUCUUCUUUAUAAAGCUAAAAGGAAAGUUUUAACAUAA
Mercurialis annua (annual mercury) is the source of this 905-nucleotide messenger RNA. RefSeq lists its product as uncharacterized. The transcript has a single exon. The coding region runs from base 234 to 815 and encodes 193 amino acids. The record is from RefSeq and is a predicted model, not a curated record. NCBI's taxonomy places the organism in Eukaryota, Viridiplantae, Streptophyta, Magnoliopsida, Malpighiales, Euphorbiaceae.